Messenger RNA from Cyclopterus lumpus (lumpfish), 3272 nucleotides. RefSeq names its product HDGF like 2 (gene hdgfl2). NCBI's taxonomy places the organism in Eukaryota, Metazoa, Chordata, Actinopteri, Perciformes, Cyclopteridae. The transcript is spliced from 16 exons. Gene Ontology annotation, molecular function: double-stranded DNA binding; transcription coregulator activity. The coding region runs from base 198 to 2183 and encodes 661 amino acids. The record is from RefSeq and is a predicted model, not a curated record. Gene Ontology annotation, biological process: regulation of transcription by RNA polymerase II. Gene Ontology annotation, cellular component: nucleus.
GGAAGUGCCUCGACCGAUGCUGCUAUCUUCCCUCCGCCGUCUCUUCUCGCGGUAACGUUAGUACACUGUUAGCUUGCUAGCUAACCCCAUCGUUUCCAGGUUUCGUGUCGACCUGAAAAAACGCAAACGAAGAGAGGCACAGAAAGGCUACGCAGCCGAAUACUUUCUAAACCCAGGCUGCACUGAGGAGCGGGACAAUGCCACACAACUUCCAGCCCGGAGACCUGGUCUUCGCUAAAAUGAAGGGGUACCCCCACUGGCCAGCCAGGAUUGAAGAUGUGGCUGAUGGGGCAGUGAAACCACCUCCUAAUAAAAUCCCAAUUUUCUUCUUUGGGACACAUGAAACAGCAUUCCUUGCAGCAAAGGACCUGUUUGCCUAUGAAAAGUACAGCGAACGCUAUGGAAAGCCCAACAAAAGAAAGGGAUUCAAUGAAGGUUUAUGGGAGAUCCAGAACAAUCCACAUGCCUCCUACAGCGCCCCACCUGUACCGGCCAGCUCAUCUGACAGCGAGGCCAACAAUGCUGGAGGAGGAAGUGAUGAGGAUGAGGAUGAAGAGGAAGCCCCAGUGCCUCAGAAAGUAGAAUCGGCCAGCGAAGUUGACUCCGAUUCUGGGAGUGAAGACCAAGGGAAGGGCGAGGGAGUGAAGCGAAAGCCACCUCCUGCGAAGCGGCCUCCCCCUGCAAAAAAGCCUCGCGGCUCAUCCAGUGACCGAAAUGAAGAGAGUGGCUCCCCCUCUGAAUCAGAACCCACGCCCUCAGAAUCUGACUCUGGCAAGAACAGUGACCAGGAUUUUACUCCAGAGAAGAAAACUGGUGGACGGGUUGGAAAGAAAGCAGGAGGCAGAGGGAAGAAAAAGAAGGCUUCGUCUGGCUCAGAUUCAAACUCGGGAUCAGGGUCAGAGAAGAAAGCAGCGGACAGCGACUCAGAGGACGAGAAGCCGCGACCGGCUCUGUCUGGCUCUGAAUCCCACUCUGGCUCAAAGUCUGAAUCCGAGUCAGAUCCACCUCCCCGGAAGGCCCCACAGGCACGCAAGAAAGAGAAGCCAGCACCAAAGCCUCGUGCACGGAAACCCAAACCCGCUCCGGCAAAACGAGCAGCCUCAUCCUCCGACGACAGCGACAGUGACAGUGACACCGACCGCAUCAGUGAAUGGAAGAAACGAGACGAGGAGCGCAGACGAGAGCUGGAGGAGCGCCGGAAAAAGGAGGAGGCAGAGGAGCUCCGCAAGCUUCGGGAGAGAGAGAAGGAGGAAGAGGAGCAAAAGAAAAAAGACAAAGAUAAGGGUAAAAAAAAGAGCGACAGUGACAACAGCAGUAGCUCCGAUGAGGGUGUAGAUGAACACCCAUUGAAGAAGUCCAAGAAACCCCCUCCAGCCCCAAUCCCUGCACCUUCGGACUCUGAUUCUCCAGCGCCAACUGAGGCGAAGAAGUCAUCCAAGAAGCCUGACAUCCAGAAGAAGGUGAGAAUAAAGAAAGAGAAGGAGCGAAAAAAUCGGAAGGAGAAAGAGCUAAAAGAUAAAAAAGCCAGGCGGUCAGAAGAGAAGUCUCGAGCGAGGUCUAAGCCUGAAAAACCCAAACGCAAACCAGAGAGGCCGCCAGAGAAGAAAGUGGAAAAGAAAAGGGAGCCAUUGCCAGAAGAAAAGCUACAGAAACUCCACACUGAUAUAAAGUUUGCACUCAAAGUGGACAACCCAGACAUAGACCGGUGUCUACAAGCCCUGGAUGAACUGGCAGCUGUGCCCGUCACCAGCCAGAUCCUCCACAAGAACGCUGAAGUUAUAGCCACUCUAAAAAAGAUUCGGCGGUAUAAAGCCAGCAAUGCAGUCAUGGAGAAAGCUAGUGAGGUCUACAACAAGUUAAAACUUCGCUUUAUGGGAAAGCCGGAGGUGGCAGCUAAACCUCAAACGGAGGACAAGGAAGCAGAAGAUGAUGAGGAUGAUGAUGAGAAGGAGACGACAAACACGGACUCCACUCCGGUGAAUGGGGAAUCAGAACCGAAAAAAGAUGAUAUGGAGCUCGAAGAAAAUCCCAAAUCCCCUGCCCAUGAGGAGAAUAAUGAUGAUACUGCUUCAAGUCCAAACAGACAAAGCCCAGACAGCCCUGCUGAACCAAAUCUUCACAUCGAUGAAGAAGCGGACAACUCCAUCUCUGCAGAGACAGAACCACCCGCUGUAGAAAGCUGAAAGACCCUGAACCACCACUGCAGUGGAACAAGUGCUAAAGAUGGUGGCCUCUUAAUUUGACGUCAUACAGUGCUCCUGGCCCAACAACAUCACAAACACACACAAACACACACACAAACAAACAGACACACACACACACAGCAUUUCCUACAGUAUCUGUUACGUCAAUGUUGAUGUUUUGGAUAUUUUGUACCAUAAUGACAUCAAACCAGAAGGCUCUGUUGCGCAAACUGUUUGGUCCAUUAUCUAUCAUGGCAAAAGGAAAGCUUAGUAGUGUGGUAGUUUGUGGCGCUGAGCAAACUCUUUUUAUUUCUGAAAAUUUACUUUUUCUUUUAUACAACACUCGGCCCGUCCUGGAUCUUCACCCUGUACUCCUACUUCUGGUGACCUUGUUCUUUCUACCACAUGAACUCCUAUUUUGAUCUUUUACACUGUAUGCAUAUGGAAUGAUUACAUUUAAAGCACUUCUGACCGGAAUCUAGGCUGGAGGAUAGUAUGGGAGGAAACUUCAAUCAUUUUCGUGGGAAAAUGGAGCCAUGCCAUUAGUUUUUUCGCUUGGAAGAUUUUGUGCAGCCCUGACAUCCGUUGGCUUCAUUUUUUUAUAAAGUCUACAAAAUAUCACAAAGGCCUCUUGUCUGUGUGUAUGACAUUGUGUGAGUGGUAAAGUACUAUUUGUGAGUCUUUUAUGUUAAGUAUAUAUAUUUUCUAAUUAUCUGGUCUUGAUCCAGUUAAUCCAGUCUGAAAUGUAAAGCCAUUUACUGAGUCACUUAAAACUGUUUUACAAUUGAGGUCCACCUAUGUUUUUUAUAGCAUUGUUUGCAAACAGUUUUGUCUAAAAUAAUAAUUGCUGUGGAGUUAAACACCUCGCACUCUCGUCUCCCCAUCCUGUCUGCUUUCAGUAACUUGCUUAAUAAAUGGAAUAACUGUACAGAUUGAAAACUGCCCUUAAAAGCUAUUGAGAUCUCUUGUAGCUGCAGCCUAUUUUGACAUUUUCCUGUCAUAAGCAUACAACAGGUGUUUUUAGUGCUAUGUAAAUUGUUAAAGCAUUUCUAUGACUUAGUUGAGACUUGAAUAAAAAUCUCAGCAUGG